AUGUUUGGAAGUGUGUUUACCAUAGCUCUUUUUGCAGGCUACACAAUGGGAGAAGGUAUCCAUGGACAAGACAUCCAGGUACUUGACAGGCUUAAGAUUGUACCAAGCCCGUCUAUGAUCGGGAUGCUGAAGGACAUGAAAAGCAUUUUUUCGUAUGUGUCUGAAGAUGAAAAGUUUGAGGGAGAGGGUGUUGAGAUAAAGCAUGACGGGCGAAUGUUUGUGGUUCCAAAGGCCGAGGAUGUUGAAGGUGCAGUGGAUGUUCUGAGGAAAUAUCCUGCACCGACCGAAGAGAUAGUUAAGGUCAUGAAGUCUGGUAGUGGCGGUCUGAACAGUAAGCAGGGGAACUUCAUCGUAUAUUUUCUGGACGGAUCUGGAUAUAAGGCAGAUCUCCGGAGUAAUAUGGAGGGCUCUAGUGCCUUUAUAUCUACAGACCUGUCUCUUGCAUCUGAGUUGGAAGUUCCGGUUCCAGGGAUAUAUGGGCAUAAUGCAAGCGAUGACCUGUCCUACAAGCUAUCUUUCAGUAACGAAAGCACCAAGAAAAUUCUUUCUCUAUCGAAUCUUCCGGUCUUUGGAUUUACCUCAGCAGCCAACAUCUCGUUGUACAGGUCGUUUGAUGGAACCAUCUUUUACAUUUUCUUCGACACUAACCGUGGGGAGGAUAUCAUGAAAGAGUAUUCUGGGUCUUUGGACAGCUUCAGAAGCGAUGUAAGGGUGAUAUUAAUUCCGAGUCUGAAGGGUAAUAUUGAUAUUGGCGAGUAUGGGCUGGCAGAGGAGAACCUCCCUGGGUGUGUAUCGAUUAGCGAAGAUGGAGGAAAGUAUGUCCUGAAGAAUGCGAACAGAGAAAGCCUCGUCGGGUUUGUUAGGGAUGUGCUAGACAAGAAGGCCGAGAUAUUUUACAAGUCGCAGGAAGAGCCUGAAGACAACAGUAGCAGGAAUGUGAAGGUUGUUACCAGGAACAACAUCAAGUCGCAUCUCGAGGAUGUUGGAAAAGACCGGCUUAUUGUGUUCGGAACGGAGAGAUGUCCACACUGCAUCCGGGUCAAGCCCAUAGUGGAGAAACUGGGGGAGAUUGCAAAAGACAAUGCGGAUGGAAAGGUACUUGUUGGAUACUGCGAUGUUGACUUAAAUGACAUCACCGACCUUGAGAUCCGCUUUGUUCCGACUCUUUUACUUUUCAAGGCUGGAGGAAAGGAAAGUGUCCAGUACUCUGGCGGAGAAAGGAAUCUUCAAAACCUGAUUAGCUUCAUCCGCGAAUCUGGAGGACUGGGGAUUGAUCUAUCUAAGUUUGUACCAGCUGAGCCUGAGCAAAGAAGAUUUGAGGCAGGUGAUGAUGCUAAAGGGCCAAGAGAGGACGAUGUAAGAGCAGAGCUCUGA
Molecule: messenger RNA, 1374 nt
Organism: Encephalitozoon cuniculi GB-M1
Lineage: Eukaryota; Fungi; Microsporidia; Unikaryonidae
Exons: 1
Coding region: 1-1374 (457 amino acids)
Biological process (GO): response to endoplasmic reticulum stress; protein folding
Cellular component (GO): endoplasmic reticulum
Molecular function (GO): protein disulfide isomerase activity
Source: RefSeq, marked provisional